Messenger RNA from Capsicum annuum, 1480 nucleotides. Its product is annotated as serine/threonine-protein kinase Nek6-like. The transcript is spliced from 10 exons. Gene Ontology annotation, biological process: protein phosphorylation. The annotation marks the transcript as partial. NCBI's taxonomy places the organism in Eukaryota, Viridiplantae, Streptophyta, Magnoliopsida, Solanales, Solanaceae. The record is from RefSeq and is a predicted model, not a curated record. Gene Ontology annotation, molecular function: protein kinase activity; ATP binding.
UGCGGAGGUCAUGAGGAAGUCAAGAGGAGCACUUUUCCCGGAAGAGAAACUCUGCAAAUGGCUGACUCAUCUAUUGUUAGCUUUGGAGCAUCUCCAUUCCUACCGCGUUCAUCAUAGAGACCUCAAGUUAUGUAACAUAUUCAUCACAAAGGACAACAACAUCAGGUUAGGUGAUUUUGGAUUAGGAAAAUUGCUAGAUACAGAAGGCCUUGGUUCCUCGGUAUUUGGCACACCAAACGACAUGUGCCCUGAGCUCCUUGCUGGCAUACCCUAUGGCUAUAAAUCUGAUAUAUGGUCGGUUGGAUACUGUAUGUUUGACAUUGCUGCACAUCAACCCCCGUUUAAAGCUUCUGACAAAACUGGACUUAUCAACAAAAUAAACCGGGGUUUUUUCUCACCACUUCCGAUUAUAUACUCCUCCACCUUGAAACAGAUAAUAAAAAGCAUGCUAAGGAAAACUUUAGAACACCAACCUAUAGCUGCCGAUCUGUUGAGACAUCAAUAUUUGGAACCAUACCUCCUCUUGUGUCACAACCCUUCAUCUGCGUUUCUUCCUGUGAAGUCCCCGAGCAGAACGAAAGAGAAAACACGACCAUCACCUGGAAAAUCUAUCAGUCCGAGAGGUAGAAGAGAUAGAAAGUUGAAGCUAAAAGAGAAGAGAACUGUCCUUUACUUUGACGAAAGUGAUAACAUUCAGCCAAGAAACUUAUCUGACAAUUAUAACACGGUCCGAGCCAAACUUGACACUAAGAGAGUCGAUCCAACAAGCUACUCGGUUAGGAUCUCUCAAGAUAGUGAGGAUUCUAAAAGUGGGAAGAUGAGUGAGGAAACUGAACAAGAGCAUGUUUCUCCGGAGAAUGAUAGUCGAUUUGACGAGGGUGAUACGAAGAAUAACAAGACAAAAGAGCUUGAGGUGGAAUGUAUCUCCGCAAAAUCUAGCAGAAUGACAUUGUCUGAUGGAAGAUUCAAUGAUAAAACACUAUCCUUCGAUGAAGAAAGCACUUCAUCUAAUUCACAGUCGGCAAAACCAGAUCCAGAGGCAGCACCAAGAUGCUGUGUUGCUGAAAUUGAAAAUGGUAGCGAGUGUAGAGAAGUUACGAUUGACUGCUUGUCAACUGAAAGCGAUGGUUCACUUCUACACAAAGAAGAGCUAGAAAAGAAAGCAAUCGCGGUUUAUGACACCAAACAGGCUAAGAAAGACGCUCUUCGAGCACUGGAUGAUAAGGUUUCGCAGCUCAAGUCACUAGCAGCAUUAGCUAGUAAGGAGGAAAAAGACGACUGGGGUAAUCCCACUGAACAAAGAGCUAAAGCUUUAGAGUCUCUUUUGGAGGUUUGUGCGCGACUACUUAGGCAGGAAAAAAUUGAUGAGCUUGCUGGUGUGCUGAAACCAUUCGGGGAUGAUCGAAUGUUGUCUAGAGAAACAGCAAUCUGGUUGACAAAAUGUCUCAUGACUGCACAAAAGUUGUCCAAGGGGUCGUGA